AUGGCUUUCGGGCUGACCAUGGGCACGGAACGUGCCACCGCGCUCCAGAAUGCUAUCCAGGAAGAGCUUAUCAAGCGUAACUACAGUGCGGAAGCAGACCCUGUCAUGGCGGAGUAUAUCACUAUCAUGGUCAUCAACAACAAGUCUUCCGUUCAGAUCACCUCAGAGCUCGAAGAUCUCAUUGGCUCGGAUUUCGACGCCAGCUUUGUAGACUGGCUUUUUGCGGAAGCCAGCAAAGGUGCUCCAGCAACCGAAGCUCCCCCCGCGCCGGAAGCCUCGACAUCUUCCGCUCCUCCUGCACGCGACUCCCCCGACCUCCUCCCCCAUCAACAAGUCGACAACCGACGACCACCGAAUGGCCCGCGUGCCGGCUCUCUCCCAAGCCAUACCUUCCACUUCUCCUUCUGGCCAGAAACGUCCGCGUCUGCUCGCUCCCCGUCACCACAAGGCCAUCCGCCCUCGAAGGCACGUCGCACAGACCACCUCCCAACCGGUCCUCGAGCUAUGCAGCGUGGCGACCGUGGGGAGCACGGCCAGCGCAGCUUGCUCGAUCGCAUGGGCCCAAGAGGGCACGGCCCGCAGUUCAAUCCUCACGACGACGUCCAGGCACGUAUCGACAGCAUAACGAACGGACCGGUGGACCCCAGCAUGAUGAUGAUGAACGGAUUCCCCAUGAACGGCAUGCCGGGCAUGGACAUGGGUGCAAUGAGCAUGGCCAACCCGAUGAUGCUCCAGGAGCUCAUGAUGUCCCAGAUGGCGAUGAUGUCGCAAAUCGCUGGCGCUAUGGGCAUCAUGAACCCUGCGAACGGCCAGUUCAUGGGACCGAACGGGUUUCCGAUGCAGCCAGGAAUGGGCGACAUGAACGGGUUCAACGGGAACGGGAUGAACGGAGGGAUAGGUCCCAGCGGGAACGAACGCGGACGUGGAGAGGAAGGGGUGGUCCAUUCGUGGUGCGGGAGAGGUCGUGGAGGACAUCACGGUCAGCCCAACAAUUCCGAAAACAUCUCUUCUGCCGAGGCCACCCCCGCCCCCAAUGGGUCGCACCCCCCGCGCCUACACCACAAGCAAAGUCUGCGCCCUCAGUCGCAGCGCCGACACCAUCACCCCCUCCACUUCGACUGGCUCCGCUCGCCCUGGCUUCGUUGCCCCCGAACGUCCGCAAUCACCCACACUCUGCAAGUUUGCUAUGAAGUGCACAAAUCCGCUCUGCCGAUACUCUCAUCCCUCCCCUAUCGCUACGCCGAGAGCGGCAUAGUGCUCAGCACUGAUGCCUGCGAGAAAGGAAAAGCCUGCAAGGACAAGGACUGCAUCAAGUCACAUGUCAGCCCUGCUGUCAUCAACCCGAACGCCGAGCCGCCGAAGCCCCUUGCCUUCACUCCCCCUGUCGCCGCCCCACACCCCAAAAUGCUGUUCCUUGCCGGUACGGUGCAGCUUGCACACGCCCAGGUUCACCCCGAGGGUCGCGUCCUCCCAGGUCAAUUCCACCGAGGACUCGCGACCGCUCCGGGCACAGGUGCCGACAGCCCGCACAAGACGGUGACGUUCAAGCGGCCGGACGGGACGCCGACGAGUGCGGCGGAGCUGGAGAAGCAGGUGAAGGAGAUGGAAGCCCGCAAGAACGAGGCGGAGAAGGCGAUCGCGCAAGCGCAGAACGGCAAGAAAGAGGAGGGCGCGCCCGCGGUACCCAUUUCCGCGUAG
Epithele typhae is the source of this 1698-nucleotide messenger RNA. RefSeq lists its product as uncharacterized. Gene Ontology annotation, biological process: regulation of mRNA stability. The transcript is spliced from 8 exons. NCBI's taxonomy places the organism in Eukaryota, Fungi, Basidiomycota, Agaricomycetes, Polyporales, Epitheliaceae. The record is from RefSeq and is a predicted model, not a curated record. Gene Ontology annotation, cellular component: nucleus; cytoplasm. Gene Ontology annotation, molecular function: poly(A) binding. Bases 1 to 1698 code for a protein of 565 amino acids.